AUGGGCAAGAAGAGGAGACAGGACGAGCAGAGCUCACUAGCUCCUCAAGAAAGUGAACAUUCGACCGCCUUGCCAUCGCCAGCAACCACUCCAAUACGAAAGCUCGCAAAGGAACAAGUCGAGUCGUCCGUACACUCCCAAGCUAUAAAGGAUCAGGCUGAUGAUGCCGACGACAUAGGAGAGUUUGAGGAUGCUUGGGAGGAUGAUAACGACGAUGAGGAGGACGACGAGGAAGGAGAUGUAAUUGUACAUCAGGACAGUGAUGAUGAGGAUGAAGAUAUGGACGUUGAUGCAGAAAAGCAGCUGGACGACGAGGAAGAGCUUGAGGAUGCUCUAGAUGUAUAUCUACCAGGCCAGGCCCUCGAUGAAGGCGAAGUGCUCGUACCAGACAACUCUGCGUACGAGAUGCUGCACUUUAUGGGUGUCGAGUGGCCAUGUCUGUCCCUCGACUUUCUGUCUUCGCCUGUGCCUACUUCUGGAUACCCAGUCUCCGUAUACAUGGUAUCUGGAUCUCAAGCCGAGCGGCCAAAGGAUAAUAAGGUGUAUAUAAUGAAGGCUUCUCAACUGCACCGGACAAAGCACGAUGAUGAUAACGAAAUGCAAGACGACGACUCAGACCAUGAAUCUGAUCUCGACGACGACCCGAUACUGGAAUACAAGACCAUACCACAAACUGCUGGUAUAAAUAGAGUCAGGGCUAUGCCACAUCAGGAUCCGUCCAUACAACUAGUGGCGGCUUGGUCUGAAGUAGGACAAGUGAGAAUAUGGAAUGUCGCUCCAUACGUCAAUGCACUGGAUUCUCCUGGUUAUGUCGUGCCAAAGGAAGCAGCCACUCCUAUUGGAAUAGUUGAUCAUAAACGAGUGGAAGGAUAUGCUAUGGAUUGGAGUUUGCUCACAUCUGGAAGGUUACUAACCGGCGACGUAUCCAACAAUAUAUAUUUAACAUCUCGCACUACAUCGUCAUUCGAAACCGAAACCACUCCCUUCUUGGCACACACCGCGUCGGUCGAAGACUUGCAAUGGUCGCCAACAGAAAAGGAUGUGUUUGCAUCAUGCUCUGCUGAUGGGACUGUAAAGAUAUGGGAUGCCAGAGCCAAGAAGAGAGGAAAGGCUCAACUGAGCGUCACAUGCCAUGCUAGUGAUGUUAAUGUGGUUUCUUGGAAUCGAUCUGUAUCGCACCUCCUUGCUUCCGGAAGUGAAUCCGGUGAAUUCAGCAUAUGGGAUCUCCGUCAGUUCCAGCAAGUAACUGACUCCACACCACCGGUACCAGCCGCCACCUUCUCCUGGCACAAGAAACCCAUAACAUCGAUAGAAUGGCAUCCAGUCGAUGCAUCAGUCCUGCUGCUUACAUGUGGAGACGAUACCACGACAAUAUGGGACUUGUCCCUUGAACGAGACCCUGAGGAAGAAUUGGUGUUGGGUACGGGACCCAAGAAAGAAGUCGAUGUGCCUCCACAACUGUUGUUUGUUCAUCAGGGACAGACCGAGAUGAAGGAAGGCAGAUGGUGUCGGGAUGCUGGGAGAGAGGGGGUUGCGGUUGUUACCGCGUCGGAUGGGAUGGCGAUAUUCAAGACUAUAAAUGCGUGA
Molecule: messenger RNA, 1587 nt
Organism: Synchytrium microbalum
Lineage: Eukaryota; Fungi; Chytridiomycota; Chytridiomycetes; Synchytriales; Synchytriaceae
Exons: 6
Coding region: 1-1587 (528 amino acids)
Molecular function (GO): protein binding
Source: RefSeq, a predicted model, not a curated record